Molecule: messenger RNA, 2220 nt
Organism: Rhinichthys klamathensis goyatoka
Lineage: Eukaryota; Metazoa; Chordata; Actinopteri; Cypriniformes; Leuciscidae
Gene: fam78aa
Product: family with sequence similarity 78 member Aa
Exons: 2
Coding region: 847-1659 (270 amino acids)
Source: RefSeq, a predicted model, not a curated record
UAAAUGACUGAAACCUGUUGACUCUUCAGUCCCCUGACUCUAAACUACACUACCCAGGAUGCAAAACGUCGUCAAGAAGGGAAGUCUAAUUCUAAGCCGCUCGGAUAAAAAAAGCUAACAGCUGAAGUAUUGUAUUACACCAGAGGAACCUGACUACCCUUUAAUAGGGCAAGGGCGACACAAAGUAACCCGACUGGUCACGCUCUUUAAAUCUCUCAGAUAUGACGCGGAAAUUAAGGGCACCGAUAUUUGAUUUGACACUAGACAUUUUACUCUCAAGUUAUGCCAGAAGACGCAGCGUGGAGCGCGAGCUGUAAGGAGCCUGUAUGGAUUUAAACUUAAAGUAAUGUUUCGUGUUCUUUUUGCCAUCCUGAUGGACCUUUUGAAUUAUGGAUCGAAUCAACGGCAUAAUACUGUUGACUGGAGCGCAGCGUAACAGGUCGUAAUGCCGCACUAUUGGACUGUGCCUAACAGGUGCUUAGACAUUUCUGGAUAAAUCAAAGGCACGUAUGAGCUGACACAUCAUAUAUUUUAUGGCGAACUACGCGAAAUAGCUAUAGUUCCAUAAAUAUUUAAUUUAAUUAAAAUGUAUUAGAAUGAACAUGUAAGGUUAUGUUAUUUUUGCUCGACUGAAGGAGGGGAAAGAUCUGGGAUUUAUUAAUGCUGUGGCAAGAAAUUACAAGAAAUAUGUAGUGAUCCAUUAUGUUGACAUGUCAGGAAUCAUGUCAUGGAUCAUGCCAUAGCACUGUGACCACAGACUUGGGCCCUUUUACUCACAUUAUGAAUAAUACUGCUUUAUUUGGAUACUGAUGGGUGUUUGUGCUGCCAGUCUGAAGAGCCUCCACCAUGGGAUGUGUACAGAGUGUAAAACUCAAGCCAAGUUUUCAUGAGAACAUCACAGUCCUGGAACUGCAAGCCUCCAUUGAUCCUAGUCCAACUGUCAUCGAUGAGUCAUCUAAUGUAGUUUUACGUUACCGCACGCCUUACUUCAGGGCAUCAGCUCAGGUGCAGGUGCCACCCAUGCUUUGCAAAGAGAUCUGGACUGUUGGCUGGAUCCAGGCUUGCAAUCAAAUGGAUUUCUUCAAUAUAUAUGGAAAUGAAGGAGUAUCCAGCUGGGAGCUCCCAGAAUUGAGAUGUGGGCAGAUUCAGGCCAUCAGUGAUUCAGACGGUGUGAAUUACCCCUGGUACGGCUGCACCACUGAGAUAUACACAAUAGUGGGCCCAACUAAGAAGAGCACCAAACUCACUGUCAGCAUGAACGACAACUUCUGUCCAAGUGUGACGUGGAGUGUCCCAGUGGGCACCACUAGCAGUCCCCCUCUCCUGAGCUCCAUCCAGAGGGACCAACGCUUCACCACCUGGCUGGUGGCCAUGAACGAAACCACAGCUGAAAUGGUGCUACUCCGAACCAUCCGCUGGAGGAUGCAGCUCUGCAUUAAAGUGGAUCCAAAGAAGCCUCAGGGUCAAAGAGCCACAGUUAUGGAGCCAGUGAUCCAGGAGCAGCCUCAAGUCCUAGUUAGGAACGAACCCAUCCCAACAAACGCCUUGCUUAAGCCUAAUGCCAAUGAUGCCCAGGUUCUAAUGUGGCGGCCUAGAAGUGGGAAGCCCAUUGUGGUCAUCCCCCCAAAAUACCAUGAAGGAUAUUUCCUUCCAUUUUAACUUGAAAUGAUUAAAUAUUGCUCAGUUAAAUGAAGUAUGGCAUGGAGUGAGUGAGAAUGCUAUUAAACAGGGCUACUGAGUUAAAGUUUUAAAGAAACAAAGGUAUUAUUUGUGUAUUUACUGAUUGUUAAUGUGCUGUUUAAGGACACACAUUUAUCAUAUUGUGUACUGUUUUGUUUUUAGAUAUUUUAAUAUUUGUAAUUUGUAAGACAAAACUGCAUGUGGCCUUUGCAUACUUUGCUAUAUGGACUGAAAUGUGGCCUUAUAAAACCAAUUAUUAUGAACUAAACUAAAAUCAUUUGUUCACACAGUUUGAGAUGAUUAUUAAAUGUAUAAUGAAGGCGGUAUAUUUAUUUUUAGUCCAGUGUGGCCAAAGUUUUGUUGCCUUUUGUUUUGUGCAAUUACAGGAAACACAUUUGCAAAUGUCACUUGUGUGCAUGGCCUCUUACAGAAUGUUCUCUGGUCUAGAACUGUGAAUAAUUGAAUUGUCUUCUCAUGUUUUAAGAGGCAGCUUUUCAGGAGCACAAGCUGUGUUUCAGGUACUUCAUCUCUAUUUUUUUU